Molecule: messenger RNA, 444 nt
Organism: Nipponia nippon (crested ibis)
Lineage: Eukaryota; Metazoa; Chordata; Aves; Pelecaniformes; Threskiornithidae
Gene: LIMD2
Product: LIM domain containing 2
Source: RefSeq, a predicted model, not a curated record
AUGUUCCAGGCCACGGGACCUGCCAGCCCACCCCCAACUCAUGAGGCAAAGAACAACUCAGGAGGCAGCACGGUGCAGCGCUCCAAGUCCUUCAGCCUGAAGGCGCAAGUGAAGGAGACGUGCACUGCCUGCCAGAAAACCGUCUAUCCCAUGGAGCGGCUGGUGGCGGAUAAAUUCAUCUUCCACAACGCCUGCUUCUGCUGCAAGCACUGCCACACCAAGCUCAGCCUGGGCAGCUACGCGGCGCUCCACGGGGAAUUCUACUGCAAGCCCCACUUCCAGCAGCUCUUCAAGAGUAAAGGCAACUACGACGAGGGCUUCGGGCGCAAGCAGCACAAGGAGCUGUGGGUGCACAAGGAGGUGGAGAGCGGGACCAAGUCAGCAUGAGCGGGGCCAGCCUACCCUUCCCUGGAGCCAGGCAGAAAUGGCACGGAGCAGUGCUGA